Microthlaspi erraticum is the source of this 3066-nucleotide messenger RNA. NCBI's taxonomy places the organism in Eukaryota, Viridiplantae, Streptophyta, Magnoliopsida, Brassicales, Brassicaceae. The record is from the annotation of a GenBank genome assembly.
AUGGACGCACCAGAAAACAAAGCUCCUGGAUUUGUUGAUUUAGUCAGAUCUUGGAUUUCUAGAAAGAGUGAGUCUUCUUCACACAUGUCGAGGGAUUUCUGGAUGCCUGACCAGAGCUGCCCUGUGUGUUAUGAGUGCGAUGCUCAGUUCACUGUAUUCAACCGAAGGCAUCAUUGCCGGCUCUGUGGUCGAGUGUUCUGCGCCAAGUGCGCUGCAAAUUCGAUUCCAUCUCCAUCAGAUGAAACGAAGGAGACUCAUGAGGAGCCAGAUAGGAUCAGGGUUUGUAAUUACUGCUACAAACAGUGGGAACAAGGGAUAAUUCCGCCUGAUAACGGAGCUUGUAUCAUUAGCCUUCCUCUUAGCUCAUCGCCUUCUGCUAGAAGCGUGGCAAGUACUGCUUCUACUUCUAAUAGUAGCAACUGCACCGUUGAUUCAACUGCUGGACCUUCCCCUAGACCGAAAAUGAAUCCUCGAGCUAGCAAGGAUUUCGAGAAGUCUGAGCAGCAGAAUGCAUCGUCGCGUAGAAGCUCGGAUACUUUUGGGCGUGUGUUAGAUUCUUCUCAGAAUCCAGUUGAAUUCUUCGUGAACGGUGGCAGGAGUGAUGGUGAAGCUGAUGAUGAUGAAGAUUAUCACUCUGACUAUGCACAGUCUUACUCUCAAGGAAAUGACUACUAUGGUGCCAUCAGUCUGGAUGAAGUUGAUCGUAUCUAUGGGUCACAUGAACCUCAUGAUGUUGGAGUAAGCAUAGAGUCAAACAUCCAGAAUUGCUUGCCCCCUGAUGAAGAUCUCGACGCAGUGAAUACAGAGACGAUAGAUAAAACAGAACAGCAAGAGAAUGGAUGGAAUGAUGUGAAGGAGGGAAGCCCUCCUUGUGAAGAGUCAUUUGAGCCUGAGGUAGUGGAUUUUGAGAGCGAUGGGCUCUUAUGGCUACCGCCAGAGCCAGAGAACGAAGAAGAUGAAAGAGAAGCGGUGUUAUCUGAUGAUGAGGGUGAUGAAGGUGAUAGAGGUGAUUGGGGGUACCUUCGACCAUCAAAUAGCUUUAAAGACAAGGAGUUCCACUCUAGGGACAAAUCCAGUGGUGCUAUGAAAAAUGUUGUUGAAGGGCACUUUAGGGCCUUAGUAGCACAACUUUUGGAGGUUGAUAACUUACCUAUGGUCAACGAAGGCGAUGAAGAGGGCUGGCUUGAUAUAAUUACAUCGUUGUCCUGGGAGGCUGCAACACUUCUCAAGCCAGAUACGAGCAGAAGUGGAGGAAUGGAUCCAGGAGGAUAUGUGAAGGUUAAAUGCAUCCCCUGUGGACGUCGUAGUGAGAGUUUGGUUGUGAGAGGCGUUGUUUGUAAGAAAAAUGUGGCUCAUCGGCGAAUGACUUCAAAAAUCGAGAAGCCGCGCCUGCUAAUCCUUGGAGGUGCUCUGGAGUAUCAACGCAUCUCUUAUCAGUUGUCAAGUUUUGACACUUUGUUGCAACAGGAAAUGGACCAUUUGAAGAUGGCUGUUGCAAAAAUUGACUCUCACAAUCCCGACGUUCUCUUGGUGGAGAAGUCUGUCUCGCGAUUUGCGCAGGAGUAUCUUCUUGCGAAGGACAUAUCUCUUGUUUUAAAUAUUAAAAGGCCCCUUCUAGAGCGCAUAUCCCGCUGCACUGGUGCGCAAAUUGUCCCUUCGGUCGAUCAGCUCACAUCACCAAAGAUGGGUUAUUGUGACCUGUUCCACGUGGAAAAAUUUGUGGAGAAACAUGUUAGUGCUUCUCAAGGUGUGAGGAAACUGACAAAGACUUUAAUGUAUUUUGAUGGUUGCCCCAAGACUUUGGGCUGUACUAUAUUGCUCAAGGGAGCACAGGAAGAUGAACUGAAGAGGGUGAAACAUGUAAUUCAGUAUGGAGUUUUUGCAGCAUAUCACUUGGCUCUUGAGACAUCUUUCCUAGCAGAUGAAGGUGCUUCCCUUCCAGAACUUCCUCUGCAGACCCCAAUUACAGUGGCUUUACCUGAUAAACCAUCAACGAUUAACAGAUCAAUAUCCACAAUACCUGGUUUUGCUGUUUCAAGUGCUGAAAAGUCUCCAACUACUGAAUUAUUGGGUGAGCCACAUAAAGCCAAUGGCGACCUUACCACCUUGGAUACCGUUUACUCCGAAAUUGUCUCCUCUAAUGAUGAUGGGUUAGUUCCUACUCUAGAAUCCAGGCAGCUAUCGUUUCCCAUGGAAGAAGCUUCUGAUCAAAAAGAUCAGUGGUCUGUUUUACCCUGCGCCACAGAACAAGUAACUGAUGGUGCUUACGCUAAGGAAUCCACAGUAACAGGAGAUCAAAAUGAUAGUAGACAUGAACAGGUGGACUCUUCAAAAGGAGACUUUCUUCCGACAGCCUCUGACCAUCAAAGCAUUUUGGUUUCCUUAUCGACAAGAUGUGUGUGGAAGGGAUCUGUGUGUGAGCGGGCUCAUUUACUCCGUAUUAAAUACUAUGGGAGCUUUGAUAAGCCUUUAGGACGAUUCUUAAGGGAUAACCUCUUUGAUCAGGAUCGUUCUUGCCCGUCAUGUGCGAUGCCAGCAGAAGCACACAUUCACAGCUAUACUCACAGGCAAGGUAGUCUGACAAUAUCUGUUAAGAAACUGCCUGAAUUGCUACCUGGACAACGCGAAGGAAAAAUUUGGAUGUGGCAUCGGUGCCUGAAAUGUCCUAGGAUCAGUGGCUUUCCUCCAGCCACACGCAGAAUUGUGAUGUCAGAUGCUGCGUGGGGCCUGUCUUUUGGCAAAUUUUUGGAGCUGAGCUUCUCUAACCAUGCAGCAGCUAGUCGUGUGGCCAACUGUGGUCAUUCCCUUCACAGAGACUGUCUCCGUUUCUACGGUUUUGGGAGAAUGGUGGCUUGCUUCCGUUAUGCUACAAUCAAUAUAUUUGCAGUUAUUCUGCCACCAGCAAAGCUUGAGUUUAGCUAUGAAAACCAGGAGUGGCUCCAAAAGGAAUCAAAAGAGGUGGUUAAAAAAGCGAAGUCCUUUUUGAUGAGGUACAAGAGGCACUUAAUCAGAUUUCAGCGAAAUCACUGGGUGCAAAUUCCAAGGGCAGCGCUCCCAGCAAGAUAA